Messenger RNA from Geodia barretti, 213 nucleotides. Lineage: Eukaryota; Metazoa; Porifera; Demospongiae; Tetractinellida; Geodiidae. The record is from the annotation of a GenBank genome assembly.
AUGCUGCUGCGGGUGCAGCGCUUCUUGAGGGAGGUUCGCAAGGCGACCAGACUGCAGAGCUACGACGUGCGGGAGGAAUUGGUGCUGUGGCACUUCAGGCACUCGAGCUCGCUGCGGGAAUGGAGCUGCAUCAGCGAUCGGGACAUGGGCGGCUACUCGACCGCUUCUCUGGAGCCCAAUGGGAAAGGUGGCGCUACUGGUGAAGUCACGUAG